This is a messenger RNA of Hydra vulgaris (swiftwater hydra), 3326 nucleotides long. Its product is annotated as ubiquitin carboxyl-terminal hydrolase 48. Gene Ontology annotation, biological process: protein deubiquitination. The record is from RefSeq and is a predicted model, not a curated record. Gene Ontology annotation, cellular component: nucleus; cytosol. Gene Ontology annotation, molecular function: cysteine-type endopeptidase activity; protein binding; cysteine-type deubiquitinase activity. NCBI's taxonomy places the organism in Eukaryota, Metazoa, Cnidaria, Hydrozoa, Anthoathecata, Hydridae.
AAACCGUAACCGCAAUCUUAAGAUACUAAAUUAUUACGGAUAUUUUAGCGGUGGUCGAGAUAACUUUAGGAUAUGGAUAACGAUUGCACCAAGAAUGGUUGUGGAAUCUUGAUUAUUGCAUAAAGGAACCGGGUUAUAACGGGAGGUUGCUCUCACGAAGCCAAGGAAAGAGUGCACGCUUGUUUCACUAUGCCAGAAAAAUGUUCCCGAUUUUCUGAUGUAAAUAUUAAUUCUUUUUGUGAACUCGGAGCAUGCAGAACAAACUGUAAAAAAAAUGUCAACUGUUUCUCUCAAUUGGGCGAAAAAUUUUGGUUUAGUGAUAUUAAAGAGACUUAUUGGGUUAGCCCCAUUGAUAGUGAGUCAGAAAGAAGAAUAAAGGGAAAUCAUGUAGGAUUAAAAAAUCUUGGAGCCACUUGUUAUGUUAACACAAUUUUGCAGCUUUCAUUUCAUAAUAAAGCAUUUCGUUCUGCAAUAUAUCAAUGGAAAUUUUCUGACGGUUUUGUACCUAAGUUGAUAGUCAAAGACAGUAAUGCAGAUGCAUCUAAAUCUCUUCUAUUAGAAUUUGAUGACAAUCAAACCAAUAAAAUUUGUGGAAACCUUCAAUAUUUGUUUGCAUUACUUGAAUUAAGUAAUAGAAGAUAUGUAGAUCCUUCAUCUUUUGUUGAAUGUCUUGGAUUACAAACAAAUGAACAGCAAGAUGCUCAGGAGUUUAGCAAACUUUUUAUUACACUUCUUAAUAAUGCAUUUUCUUCUCAAGAUGGUUUUCUUUCUAAUAUAAUUCAUUCACAGUUUGGUGGACAAUAUAAGUAUGAAACUAAAUGUAAUGUGUGUCUGAACAAAUCAGUCACAUGCUCAGAUUUUUAUGAGCUUGAUUUAAAUGUUAAAGGUCAUAGUUCAUUGCAUGGUUGCUUAAAAGAAUUCUUGCAAGAAGAAAUCAUGGAAGGUGAAAACCAAUAUUUUUGUUCUAUUUGUUGCUGCAAGCAAAAUGCUUUACGUAAAAUUGUAUUGGAGAAAUUGCCACCUGUUUUGAAGCUAAAUCUUCUUCGAUUUGUGUUUGAAAGAGAAACUGGAACAAAGAAAAAAAUUAAUACAGCUCUUAAUUUCCCUGAAACUAUUGACAUGGGGAAGUACAUAAAGUUUGACAAUCCUGAAGAUGGGCUCUAUCAUUUGUCUUCUGUGUUGAUUCAUCGGGGACUUAGUGCACAUUCUGGUCAUUACAUUGCUCAUAUCUAUGAUGAAGAGAAUAAUAUAUGGUGUCGUUUUAAUGAUGAAGAGGUUACCAUAAUGAAGGGAAAAACAUUGCAACUUGGGGUUGAAGAUAAUUUAGAAGAUUUUGGUGAAACGAAAAGUAAGAAACCUCGAAAGUGUGACCAAGAUACAAAAAAUCACAAUUCUAAAAAUGCUUACAUGCUUGUGUACACCAAGACUGUUGGUUAUUUAAAGAGUAACACAUUUUCUGAAGUUCCAAACUUUAUGAAGCAAGCUGUAGAAAAAGAUAAUCAGCUUUUUGACACUUGGGUUUCAGAGCAAAAUAACAGCAGGAAAAUUGCUAUAAAUGCAGGUUUGGAAAAGAAAAAGUCAAUCCAAACAAUAUUUGAGCGCUUGAUAGUUCAAAACAAUGAAAGUUUUGAAUGGAUUUCAGUUAAAUGGUUAAAAGAAUGGUUGAAUCAUGAAAACAGAUUGGUUCCACCAAUAGAUAAUACUGAAUUAAUGUGUAUUCAUGCAUUUGCUGAUCCCAAUAAACUAAAUCAAAUGAAAAGAAUUUCUUUUGAAGCUGCUGAGAUUCUUUUUGAUAAGUAUGGUGGGUUGCCUCGUCUGAAAUCAAUUUGUGCUGAUUGUUUAGAAUUUGAAAAAAAAAAAGAAGAAUUUGAAGAAGAAUUAAAUGAAGAUAUAAAGAUAUUAAACUAUCUACUGAAACCAAAUAAUAAAGUAAGUUUAGAGAAUGGAAAGAGCUAUUGGGUAGGAAAAAAAUCUUUAAAGAAAAUUAAGUUAUUAGCACAACAAGAGUUUGUUAAAUGCAAAACAUCGGUUUGUCAAGCAAAUGAAGAAACAAUUGGAAAAAUCAAUGUGGAAAUUCACGGAAAAUCUAAGAUUGAAAAUUUUAAAAGUGUAACAUUUUUUAAUGAAGACUGCUUAUGUUCACAUGGAGACCUAUGUAUAUCAGAAGGUUCACGAAAACUUGUUUCAGAAGAAGUGUGGUGUAAAUGUAGAAAAUACUUUCCAAAAGCUCCUGAAUUUUUAUCGUGCGCACAACCAUGUGAAUUAUGUGCUAUAAAUAAAAGUACACACAAUGAAGAAAGCGCAGCGUUAAAAUUAUUAGCUGUUCAACAAAAGCAAGCGUUGCAUUUUCUACUUGAAAAUCCGAUUAAUCGAAUGGCACAAUUAAUGCAGCAGAAUGGAAUUUAUCAUAUUAUCCAAUAUUCCUUUAUUGAUGCAUGGAAGAAAAGUUUUAGAGCUCCACAUAAAGCCUUACUAACAAAUGUGGAUAAUUCCGAUAUCAUUUGUGAACACGGUCUUUCUUUAUAUCAAGCUGAAGAGCUUAUAGAUGAAGCUUGCAAAAGUGAUCCACAAGUUUACAUGAUUUCUGCAAGCGAGCAAAAUUUAAUUAUGAACUUUUUAUCAUUCUCACAUCAUAUAUCUGUCAGUGUUUCUCAGUUAGAUAACUGUGACUCAAAAAUAUUUGCAGUUAUGCCAGAUUAUUGUGUGGAAUGUAGAAAUAUGCGUCUUGCUGAAGAAAUUUUUGAUUCUCAGCAGUAUAAAUCUGCGCAUAUUUAUGUAACACGUCGAGUUGUUCCACAGGGUCAAAUAAAAAAUAUCAAACCCAAUUCAAAAAUUGAUUGCGACACGGAAUGUAAAGUGAUGAUAAGCCCAAUUGAAAAAUCAGUUAAUAAUAAGUUUUUAAAAAGAAGUUUAGAGAAAAUUUCAAAUGAUGAAAAUAGAAGAAGUGCACGAAGACAGAUCCAAUUUGGAGAGCAAAUGUUUCGAGUAGAUUCAGACAACACAUUGAAGCAAUUAAAAAUACAGUUGAUGCAUCGCUUUUCUGUUCUACCUAUGGAUCAAACAGUUAUGUUAGCAGAUGGUACAUUAUUGGAUGAUGAUAGUAAAAGCUUACUUGAAUUGGGUAUAAAAGUAGGCUCUCAUUUAGUUUUGGAAGUGCAAAAAAUUGACCCUGAAAAUGAUAUUACACAUGAGCCAGUAAAAUCUCGAGCUUUAGAAGAAGGUUUCAAAGGUACAAGUUUGCUCAGUGGUUUGUAAUACCGUUUAGUGUUUCAUCAGUGGACGAAGUUACUAUUUAUUCACAAAUAAAAAAAGUUUGCUUGCUAAAA